GCUGAUGAGCAGCCCAAUGGUCCACGUUGGAAACCAGAGUUCGGAGGACAGAGUCACUUAAGUCACCCAAGUGGCUCUUUACCUGGAGAUUGGAAUGCUGGCGUGCACGCUGUGCCCCGUGAAGAGUCGGACUCGAGGCCAAAGGUGGUCUCCAAGGACUUUCAAGCUAUCUUGGAUUCCUUGGUGGCGCGACACCUACACGAAGUUGCAGAGAUUCAAGCAGAAAAUGCAGACCUGCGCGCCCGGUUUUUGGAGACAAAGCCCAUCAAGGUGCUGCGCACUCUCAAAGAACACGUACAUUUUCCAGGGGAGGACGAGACGGAGAAAGUCUCUGACGCAUUGGACACAUCAAAGGUACUCAGUCGGCUCUCGAAGCUGACCAACGAGUCGGAGAAGGUCAAUGAAAAACCGGAACUCACCAACUUCCAACGCUUGCAGCUCUUCCUUCAGUCGAGCACCUUUGACGCGAUUAUUUCCGCAGUCCUCUUCACCAAUGUCAUGUUAUUGGGUUUGCAGCUUCAGUUUGAAGGCUCUCGCAUAGGCUAUUCCAUUGCCUAUUAUCCUGAGAAAGUUCCUGCUGACCGGGACUGGCCUGGUAUUCAGGAGGGGUUGCACAUUGCCGACCACCUGUUUACAGUGAUCUUCACCGCAGAUGUGGUGCUACGUAUCGCGUGUUUGAAGUGCAGCUUUUGGAAGAGCCCCAUGAACUGGAUUGAUACCGGGGUGGUCGUUUUGACGCUCGCCACCGUCUUCCUUGACAUGUCCAGCCUUCCCAUCGAUCCGAUCUUUCUGAGGCUGUUACGCUUGGGUAAACUCGCCAGGGCCUUUCGAAUGAUCAUUCUCUCAGGACGUCUUGAGUCGUUUGGUCUUCUCUUGAAAUGCGUAUUGGCCUCUGUCACGAUGCUGGGCUAUGCCACACUGGUGUUGAUCUUCGUGCAGUGCGUUUGCGGUAUGAUCAUCAGCACGUUGGUGUCGCGAUAUCUUGAAGAUCCGGCCAUGGAUGCAGAGGGCCGCAGGCAUGUCUUCCAGUACUGGGGAACCUUCACAAGGACCUUCCUGACGAUGUUUGAGGUCUUGUUCGCAAACUGGGCUCCAUCUUGCCGUGCCCUCGUGGACAAUGUGAGCGAAUGGUUUACUCUGAUCUUUGUGGCCUAUAGGUGUAUCGUGGGCUUUGCACUUCUGAACGUCGUUAAUAGCGUGUUCGUCUCCCAGACGCUCAAGAUCGCGGAUUCCGAUGAGGAAUAUCUGAUCAAGCUACGCCAGAAGCAUCAAGACCAAUAUCGAAAGAAGCUGGAAACCUUAUUUAAGGCGGCUGAUGUGACCAAUGAUGGCUUCUUGGAAUUAGACGAGUUCAUGCGACUCCUGGAGGAUGAAAAGAUGCAUCUCUGGCUGUCGCAGUUGCAACUUGAAUACCAUGAUUUGAUGGAGCUUUUCCAGAUGAUCGACUCAGGAGAUGGUCGAAUCGACUGGAAAGAGUUUAUGGAGGGAGCCGGUCGCUUGAAGGGCCAAGCGAAGAGUAUGGACGUGUUUCGCCUGGAGACGAAGAUAGAUGCUGUGAUGAAGAGCCUGAAUGAUAAGGAUGGUUCCAAGCAGCGCUGGAAACGAAACAUCUCUCUGGAUUCCUCCUAG
Cladocopium goreaui is the source of this 1629-nucleotide messenger RNA. Lineage: Eukaryota; Dinophyceae; Suessiales; Symbiodiniaceae. The record is from the annotation of a GenBank genome assembly.